UUUUAAGGAGGAGGAGUGCAGUGGCGAGAUAAUAAAGGGAGGAGCGUAGUUUUUUGCGCUAAUAACCGCACCUCACGCAGUCAAACAUUACUCAGUGGCUACUCACUGUCGGUGAAGUUGUAUUUAUAUUAUUAAAGGCUAAAUGAUGCGCACUCCGGUUAAAUCACAGCAACCGCAGUAUGGCUCUGCCCCAGACCUGCAACAAAAUACGGACUCAACGAGCCCUAAUGAAUAUAAUAACAUAUUAAGAUCAAACAAAAGACGUCGUUGUGAUUGUGAGGCUGAGUGUGAAUCGAAACUUGACUCAUUUAUCAAUACUCUGACCGCUUGGAGGCAGGAUACUGAUGAAAAGCUCUCUAAUAUACAGUCUUGCAUGUAUGAAAUUAAAAAACAAAAUGGAGAAUUGCUCGCCUCGAACGCGGAAAUUGAAAGGUCUAUUGAUUUUUUAUCACAAAAAUACGAUGAUCUGAAUAUAAAAUUAAAUGAUUAUCAAACUAAAUCAAAGGAGUUUGACGAGCGUCUGUCAAAAAUUGAAUACAAUUUAGAUGAUAUUGACAGAACCACUCGUUUAAGUACCCUGGAAAUCAGAAACUUAUCAUUAAAACAACGAAUGACCCAGGAGGAACUCAUUGACAUAACAUCCCGUGUGUUUAAAGAACUUUCUGUGGAGAUAGUGCACUCGGACUUAUAUGAUAUUCGGGUACUACCUUCUAAAUCGGAAAAUAAAACCAUAUUAGUUACUCUUAAUUCGAUAAUCACGAAAAAUUACAUUUUAAAAGCUUACAAGGAGUAUAAUCGUCAGUCAAACAGUAAACUAAAUACAACAAUACUGAUGGAGGAUCCGCCCCGGAAAAUCUACAUUGCCGAACAUUUGACAUCUCGAACACGCAAACUUUUUCAUGCAGCUAGAGAAUUUGCUAAGGCAGAAAGUUUCAAGCACUGUUGGACAGCUUACGGGAGGGUUCUCUGGAGAAAAGAAGACAACGCCAAGCUUAUUGUUGUUUCAUCCGAAUUACAACUUCUGGAGAUCAAGUCAAAAAACUAAAUUAUAUUUCAACGCAUUUAAUUAGUGCAUUGUUAUCUCUAAUAACGUUUUUUUCUUAUUUUUUUUCUUUAUUAUACUUGUACUUAUAUUUAUAUUAAAAUGAAUUAUACUACAAAAUACCACAAUAUCUACAUUAUGUAUCUAAAUAACAGAAAUAAUAUGGAAUAUAAUAUAGUAAAUCUGUACCUUGUACCCUGUUACCCGUUAUACCAAAUGUUUUGCAUGCUUCCAUUUGUAUUUUUGACGUGACAACGUCUUAAAUUAGGUUGCGGCUGGGAGUCACUUAUGAAAAAGUGUAACGCUCGGUAACGUUACGAUGAGUCUCUCGUGUUAAGUUUAAGUUUACAUGUACAAUGUUUUAGUAAACAAAAUAUAUUUCUAUAGUUAAAAUUUGUGCAAUUCUUAUUUUCAUUCAAUUCCUUGUUCCUAUUGUGCAAUUUAAUUAUAUUCAUAUCAAUAAAUAUUCUACCGAGAAAAAGACGUUGUCACGUAAAAUCUUCGCCCGUAAAACCGACUUUACAGGCAACCAUUUUUUUUAAUGCAUAAAUUCAUGCAUAAUUCAUGCUAUGGAUCAAAAAACAAAUUCUACUUUAUACUCACUUUGCCUUGUCAUGCUUUUUCUGUCCACAAUGACGUAAUGACUGUUUUUCUAACACAGUUCUACCUUUAUGUAAUAAAAAUAUUGUGUGAAAUAGGACAUUAUUUAUGCGCCCUGCUAUGUCUCCUUGAUGUACUAGUGACCUUUUACAUUAAAAUUCAACUGUGAUACAGACCUUAUUAAUAAAAUUGAUAGCGUAUCUGUUAGCUCCUCGCAUGAUUGUGAUCCUCAUGAAGUACACUCGAUUAUGUCAAAAAAUUGUAACUCGAUCAAGAUACUGACACAAAAUGUACGAAGC
Molecule: messenger RNA, 1941 nt
Organism: Chilo suppressalis (striped riceborer)
Lineage: Eukaryota; Metazoa; Arthropoda; Insecta; Lepidoptera; Crambidae
Source: the annotation of a GenBank genome assembly